AUGACGGAAUCGUUAUCGGUAACCUCCCAACCUAAGAAAGUAUGCCUUUCAUACACAGGUGGCAAAGACUGCACUCUAACACUACAUUUAUUAUCCGCUCAACCCGAAAAAUAUAAUAUUGUCUCACUCAUAACAUUUACUCCUGCGGCCACUAAACCAUUUCUCGCUCAUCCGCAGCAUUUGAUAAAACUUCAAUCCCAGGCUCUUACUCUUCCCCAUCAAUUUUUAUCUGUCACUCCACCAUAUGUAGAAUCUUAUCGUUCUUUAAUCGUCUCAUGCAACAUUGAUGUUUUAGCAACAGGUGACAUUCUUGAUGUUUGUAACCGAUUUAUGGAUCGUGUCGUUGAGGGUACAGAUAUCGAGCUAGUACGUCCACUCUGGGAACGUGAAAGGACAGAGUUAAUUGAAGAAAUAUUUAAGUUUGAGUUUGAAGUUUUAAUAAGUUGUGUAAAUUUGGAAAAUAUGAAGGAAGAUGCUGCCAGAAAAUUGGUUGGAAAUAUUCUUACACGUGACCUAUAUGAAAACGUUAUACUAAAGCAAGAUGUAGAUGGAUGUGGUGAAAUGGGCGAGUAUCAUAGUAUGGUAUUAAAUGCACCAUUGUUUAAAAAACGGAUCGUUAUUAAGAAAGGUAAACAAACGAUUUCAGAGGAUGGAAAAUUUUUAUACUUUGAAGUUCAAGAAUGUGAAUUAGUUGAUAAAACGUGUUCUGAAUAA
Cetraspora pellucida is the source of this 714-nucleotide messenger RNA. Lineage: Eukaryota; Fungi; Glomeromycota; Glomeromycetes; Diversisporales; Gigasporaceae. The record is from the annotation of a GenBank genome assembly.